GGAGCAGGACCUCAGCAUUUUGACCCUUGAUUACAAAUGGAGAAGCAUGAAGAUGUUCAAUACUGUUUUCAAGACAGAAACUCUUCUUGCAGAAAGGCUUUGCUGUCGACAUCUAUCCACAUAACACUGUACAUCUUCUUCUCAUUGAUUUCAACAGUUACAGUAUUUUUGAACCUACUGGUGAUCAUCUCCAUCUCUCACUUCAAGCAGCUCCAGACUCCAACCAACCUGCUCAUCCUCUCUCUGGCUGUGUCAGAUCUCCUGGUGGGACUGAUUGUGAUACCAGUAGUGACUGUAGCAAUUAUGGAACCAUGCUGGGGAUUUGGGGAAUAUUUCUGUGUGUUUCAAUUCUACAUCUCUUGUUUGUGUACUUCUUUAUCUCUCGGCAAUUUGGUCUUGAUAUCUAUUGACCGCUAUGUUGCUGUGUGUGAUCCCUUAUUGUACCACUCUAAAAUAACAGUAACAAGAAUUAUGUGUUGUAUAUCCAUUACCUGGUGUUAUUGUAUCAUAUACCGUGCUGCUAUUAUGAAAAUCUCUGUGAACGUACAAGUACCAAGUAGUUGUUUGAAAGAAUGUUUUAUUGUAGAAGGGUUAAUCUGGGUUAAUAUAAUUGACCUUAUAUUUACAAUGGUUGUCCCGUGCUCUAUUAUUAUAACACUUUAUAUGAAAAUCUUUGUGGUGGCCAGAUCACAGGCCAGAAAGGUAUUUUCAAAACAGGCUGCCAGUGUGUCUGGUGUUAAAACUGUACAGGCAAAUAAGUCUGAGACAAAAGCAGCAAAAACUCUGUCUAUUGUUGUUUUCACCUAUCUAAGCUGUUGGAUUCCUUUUUUCUUUUUUUAUUUAGUCAAUUUAGAUUCAUCAUCACUUUUCUUUAGCUUUCUACCACUUUUUAACUCUUUUAUCAAUCCAAUAAUUUAUGCUUUAUUUUAUCCAUGGUUCAAAGUGACAGCUAAAUGUAUUAUAACUCUGAAGUUAAGGCGUUCAUAGUUCCUAUGUUUUUAUGCCUAACUUUGACAAACAUGUUUGAUGUUGUGUUGUUAUGCACUGUUGUAAUCAUAGAUAACAUUCUGUUGAUACAGAAUGUUUGUCUGAAUUGGAUUGGAAUUAAUCAGACAAGGCAUAUGAAUAGAUAAUCUUGUUUUAUAAAAGACUUUGAUUGUAUUUUCCAAAUACCAAAGUCUGUGGUUGUUGCAUGUUAUUUAAUGUGGACCCAGGAAGAUUAGCUGAUGCUUUUGCAUUGGCUAGUGGGGAUCCUAAUUAAUACCAAAUACCAAAUGUACAUUUUAAGGAUGUCAUGAGUAAUUCAAUUUACUUUCUAAUAUUCCCCCCUAGUGGCGCAAUUGGGACACAACGCCUUCUACAAGUACAUUAAAGUUGAAAUGUACAAUACCUCAUGAUAUCAGAUAACAUCCAGAUCUAACUAAAUUGUGUAUUGUGUAAGUAUUUGAUGGUAAAAUGUCAGAAUAUGCAAUUAUGGGUAACACUUUAUAAUAACAUUCAGUUAUAAACCAUUUGUAAGACAUUUACAGUUUGAUCACUAUUUAUUAUUAGUUCCCCAUUUGCUAAAUGUUACUCACCUGGGUAUUCUGACAUGUAUAAAUAACUACUAUAUGCAUUAAUGAUUAAACACAACAGUGCAGGAGACCACAGCAGACACUUCAACCUCAACAUACUGGUUAUGAACACUGCCACUACUCUCACUUACCAAUACUUCUCUGUGUUGUCAUCAUAGAUAGAUGUUGUUGUUGAUACAAAAGGAUUAGGCUGGAUUGGAAUGGCUUGGAGAAGGCAUAAGAAGUCAUUGUGGGUUGUAUAUUCCAAAUACCAAAGUCUGUGGUUGUUCCGUGUUAUUUAAUGAUACAGUAAACAGUAUGUAAUUAUUCUUAAAGUACAUUUUGAGGAAGUCAUGAAUCAUUCUGUAUAUUGUCUAACAUUACCCUCUAGUGGCUCAAUUGGGACUCAAUGCCAUUAGCAAGUGUAGUGGAUCUGAAAUGUUCAAUACUGCAUAUUUGAUGACGUCCAAGUCUAUCUCAAUUGUGUAAGCAGUUUAUGUGUAACACUUUAUAAUAUUCA
This is a messenger RNA of Oncorhynchus kisutch (coho salmon), 2073 nucleotides long. Its product is annotated as trace amine-associated receptor 13c-like. Gene Ontology annotation, cellular component: membrane. The record is from RefSeq and is a predicted model, not a curated record. Gene Ontology annotation, molecular function: trace-amine receptor activity. The coding region runs from base 37 to 987 and encodes 316 amino acids. NCBI's taxonomy places the organism in Eukaryota, Metazoa, Chordata, Actinopteri, Salmoniformes, Salmonidae. The transcript has a single exon. Gene Ontology annotation, biological process: G protein-coupled receptor signaling pathway.